AUAAAAUAAUAUAUAAUGGCAAAAAAAAGUAAUGAUGUAGAUGUUGAAGCUUUAAAAAAGAAAGUUUUGCCUAUAAUUAGAAUAGCUGUUUUGGGACCUAAAGGAGUUGGUAAAACAGCAAUAGUAAAUUAAUUUGUUAAUAAUUCAUUUGAACCAUAAUAUGAAGAAACAGAUGAUGAUAUUCGUCGUUAUAAGAAAGUUCAUGAUUUAAAUUGUAGUCCAACUGAUCCAUAAUAUGUUGUAUUCAUAAUUGAAGAUAUGUAAUAUAUAUGAAUAAGAUUUUAGAUUCCCAACAAAUCAUCCAGACUUAGUUAGAGAAAGUGAUUUUCUUAAGACAAAUAUUUACUUUGGAACUCUUGAAAAUAGAUAAUAAAGAUUUAAAGAAGAGUAGAAGAACAUUUUAGAGUUUGAUAAACAGAUUUAUGGUUAUAUUUUUGUAUUUGAUGGCAAUUAAAAUGAUUCAUAUAAGGGAUUAGAAGAACCUAUAAAAUAUAUAUCAGAAUAUUGUGAAAAGUAACGAUCUUUUAGUAUGUUAACAACUAAGAAAGUUAUAGUAGCUAAUAAAAGUGAUUUAAUAGAAGCUUCAAGUUAAGAUAAAGUUUUUUCAAAAUGUAAAUCUCUUGAAAAAUUUAAUAUUCCCACAAGAUUUGUAGUAUCUGCAAAGACUGGCCAUAAUAUAAAUGCUGUAUUUGAAGAAAUUGGAAAACAGAUAUUAUAAGAUUAAAAAUUAGAUAUGAUUGAUAAAGCUUGGUUAACAGAAAUGAAUAGUUUAAUUAUGGGAAUAGAAGAAUAUAGAAAGAAAAAAAGUUAGGGUAAUGGUAAAAAUGACCUAAGUAAUAAGAAAGGUGGAAAUAAAGGUUUUUUAGGUUGUGGAGAAAAAAGGAAACAAUUUGUUGCAGAUGAUGUAAAUUUCAUUUUAUAAUCAAUAUAUUAGGAAGAAGAAGAUGAAGAUGAAGAAGAUGAUGAAUUUAAAAAUUUAUAGCCUUAUCCUGGAAUGAUGGAAGAUGAUAAGGAGGGCUGUAAUAUCUUCUGAUUUAUUUAUUCAAUUCAAAUGAAGAG
Molecule: messenger RNA, 1059 nt
Organism: Paramecium sonneborni
Lineage: Eukaryota; Ciliophora; Oligohymenophorea; Peniculida; Parameciidae
Source: the annotation of a GenBank genome assembly